CUGGGGGGCAGGGGAAAACCAAUGUGGUGGGAGGAGUGGGAGAAACUUAGAUUGACCGGGAGAGGUCCCAGUCAGGUGGGGGAGGGCGAGGAACGUGGGAGAAAUCAACAAGGUUUGGGGAACUCGAGGUGGAAAAUGCUGGCUGGAUGUGAGUGAAAAGAACCCAAGGCAAGGGAGAAAGGAAACCAGAGGGAUUAGAAGAAAGCUAAAGAAGGGGGAUGAUGGUAGCCUCUUUGCUGAAUGGUCACUGGGAGAGAGUGAGUUGCAGGCCUAGGCAGUCAAAUGUUAGGAAAGUCUUUGGGUUUGAGGAGGCAUUAUGGAUUGAGGAGGUGUGACGUGUGAAAUAAUCCAUCCCAUUUGAAGUCAACGGAUUGCUGGUUUAUUUCGGUUUUUUGGCCUUUGCCACCUCAGGUCCCUCAGUUUGCCCAUCCUAGUUUUAUCUCAGCUAUAAUUGCCUUGCUUAAUCCUAGGAACUUGGCCAUUGCUCCUUCUGGACCCUGGCAUGACAGGAUUCCCUUAUCACCCGACAGUUCCUCCCUAAAAUUUUCAUGUAUUGGCUGGGGAAUGAUGACAGGUAGAACUAUUUUCUCCGUCCUCCAGGCAAAUUCCGGAUUAUAAUUGAGGCAAAAGCAACCCCAGCCUGUCCUUGUAGCCCAAUAAUGGGGCACCUAAGGUGUUGAUUUACUCAGGGGCUUCCAGAAAAAUGUCAGCCUUAUAUUUCUGGGUACCUUUUAAUAACCUCUAAGCACUUUAUGGACUGUUGUCAAGGAACAGUGAAUCAAAAAAUCACUAUUCUGAUUUGCUGCUUCUGGUUUAGAAGAAAAAGAAGUCACUGACUGGCUGUACAACUUUAAGCAAGUUGUACUUCUUUGGGCCCCACUUUGCUUCUUGGGAAAUUGGAUUUGGUUUAUGUAGUUCUUUUACAGCUCCAUUUUGUUUGACAUUUUAUCAUCUGCAUUGUAUAGUGUAGAUUAGAAGCCACAUUUUUCAACUUUUUACUAUAGUUCAGGAGACAAACCCUGAGCUUAUGGUUGUGGCUGAGGAGGGGUCCUCCAGUUUUGGGCAAGAAUGUUUCAGAACCCAGAAAGUAUUCCACAAUCACCCCGUAGCGUCUUCCCAACCAUGGCACAUCUACUGCCCCUUGCUUUUUGCUCUUGCCUCCAGAGAUUUCCAGCCUGGAUGCUCUGAGACAGCUUUGGGGAGGUAUAUCUGAGUUGGGAAUAUGAUUGAGAGCCCCCAAAUGAAAGGAAACAAUGCCAGGAUCUCUCUUGAGAAUAAAGAAUGGAAAACAUCAAGAAUGAGAGCAACUUGACAAAUGACACCAGAAAAUGGCAGUCUUAUCCAUAUUCUGAGCCAGUGAAAUGGGAAAGCUGACUCUUCUACCCAUUCCCAUUCAUGUCUCUCUUGGUUAACCUUAACAUGGGAGUUAUUUCUUUCCUGGUUGCUUAGUUUCCUUUCCUCUUACCCUAUACCUAACCUCUUUGCUUUUUGCUUUUUUUCUUGUUCCUCUCCCUUUUCAUCACUUUUUUUUUUCUUUGAACAUGUAAGGUAUUUACUUUUAUUCUAGGUCAUUUACCUAUAUUUUCUCCCUUUCCCUCUUCAUUCUUAGUUGAUCUCUGCUAUUCCUUCUUCCUCCAGAAGGGGUAGAGAGUCUACUUCCUUUUCUCCAAGACCAUGGUUGAUCCACCUUCCUCCCUCAGGCUCCUUCUUGACAGUCUUCUAAAGGGAGAAAAGGGGAAAGAAGCAGUUCCUGUUGUUACAGAUGAACAAGGAGCUUUAAGCUGUCUCUGAAGGGCACAAAUCAGACCGCACCAUGCCUCCUAAUAAAGAGGCCAGCAGUGUUACUAGCUCACCAGCAGGGCUCAUCUGCCUUCCUCCAAUUUCUGAGGAGCUACAGCUUGUGUGGACCCAAGCAGCCCAGACCAGUGAGCUAGAUAGCAAUGAACACCUGCUACAAACCUUCAGCUACUUUCCCUAUCCCAGCCUAGCAGACAUUGCCCUUCUCUGCCUACGUUAUGGGCUACAGAUGGAGAAAGUCAAGACUUGGUUCAUGGCCCAGCGCCUCCGCUGUGGCAUUAGCUGGUCAUCUGAAGAAAUAGAAGAGACUCGAGCACGAGUGGUAUACCAUCGGGACCAACUCCACUUCAAAUCCCUUCUCUCUUUUACUCAUCAUGCAGGGCGGCCACCAGAGGAGGUGCCACCUUCUCCAGUGCCACCUCCAGAACCAGUUGAUCUUGGAAUAGGCCCUCUGACUUUUAGAGAGCCCCCCCAGAUAAAAGGAUUGAAGGUAGAACCUGAGGAGUUCUCUCAUAUAUCAGCACUGCCACUGAGUCACCAGAAAGCAAAGGAGUCCCUUUUGACACCUGGCAGUGGAACAUUCUCCCAAUCAGAUUUUUGGCAGGAUCUUCAAAGCAGUGGUCUCUCUAAGGAACUGGCAGGCAGUGGUCCUGACCACUCACAUGGUGUAGGUACUUCUUCCUGGAACCACUCCAUAGCUGUCCACCAGUCACAUGCUCUGGAUAAGCCCCCAUCAAUCUCAUUACUUGCCAGUAGUUGUAAGGAGGAGUCAGCACCUAGUAUGACUCCUUCUUCCUCCUCUACCUCCUCUUCUUUCCGGGUACUGGCUAAUGGAGCUACUGCCACCUCUAAACCCCUCCAGUCACUAGGCUGUAUCCCACAGUCACUCUCACCCAAGGAACAGGCACUACCCCCACAUCUGGAGCCAGCCUGGCCUCAAGGGCUACGGCAUAACUCAGUACCAGGUAGGGUUGGCUCCACAGACUACCUUUCCCCAGAUAUGCAACGCCAGAGAAAGACUAAGCGUAAAACCAAAGAGCAGCUGGCUAUUCUCAAAUCCUUUUUUCUACAGUGCCAAUGGGCACGGCGUGAGGAUUACCAUAAAUUGGAACAGAUCACUGGUUUACCUCGGCCUGAGAUCAUUCAGUGGUUUGGUGACACACGCUAUGCUUUGAAGCAUGGGCAACUAAAAUGGUUUCGGGACAAUGCAGUACCUGGUGCCCCUAGUUUUCAAGAUCCAGCAAUUCCUACACCACCGUCAACCCGCUCUUUGAAAGAAUGGGCUGAGACACCACCUCUACCAAUUCCCCCGCCCCCACCGGAUAUACGACCUUUGGAGAAGUAUUGGGCAGCCCACCAACAGCUACGGGAAAUUGAUAUCCCUCAGCUGAGUCAGGCAUCAAGACUUAGCACCCAGCAGGUACUGGAUUGGUUUGACUCUCGAUUACCUGAGCCAGCUGAGGUGGUAGUUUGUCUAGAUGAAGAAGAGGAAGAGGAAGAAGAGGAACUGCCGGAAGAUGAGGAGGAAGAAGAAGAGGAAGAAGAUGAGGAGGAGGAGGAUUAUGUGAUCAUACAGGACUGAGCGAGGGAGGGAUUUUGGGAAGGAAAAGAUCUGUUACUAAAAGAUGAACCAAAUUUUAGUAACUUUAAGCAAAGAAACUACAUUUUUUUAAUUACCUUGUGGCAAAGAAUUUAAAAGCUUUUGUAUUCUUCAGAGUGGGUGAUGGGGUUGUAGUAAGUUGAGGGUGGACCAGGGAGGAUGAUCAUAGUACACAAAAUCAGGGAUUGGAUCAGCAAAUAAUCCAGUACUCUAGCCACAUGUAGAGGAGGCCAAGAACCUGGGCCAGGAAAUGUCUCCUGUUCUUGUAUAGGCUAUUCUUUUCCCAUAGUGUACUACAGAAAACUGACCUCAGCUACACAUACAUAGAAGGUCUGGAAAGAAGGGGUAAAGAAUUCUGAUUUAAUUAAUAAUUCUAAUGAAUCACCAAUCCCACCAUUUUCCCUGGAAUAUAAGGCUGUCUUGUACUGUUUCCUUCCUCUCUGAGCACAAAUUCUGUAAUAAUGCAGCUAAGAUUCUCAAUAGGUACCAGGCCUUGUCAGAAAUAUUCUCUCUUCUUAUAUCAA
Marmota monax (woodchuck) is the source of this 3921-nucleotide messenger RNA. RefSeq names its product protein phosphatase 1 regulatory subunit 3E (gene Ppp1r3e). The record is from RefSeq and is a predicted model, not a curated record. Gene Ontology annotation, biological process: regulation of glycogen biosynthetic process; regulation of transcription by RNA polymerase II. Lineage: Eukaryota; Metazoa; Chordata; Mammalia; Rodentia; Sciuridae. The transcript has 2 exons. Gene Ontology annotation, cellular component: nucleus; protein phosphatase type 1 complex. Gene Ontology annotation, molecular function: DNA binding; DNA-binding transcription factor activity, RNA polymerase II-specific; protein phosphatase 1 binding. The coding region runs from base 1814 to 3379 and encodes 521 amino acids.